UGAAAAUGUUCUCACAUACUUAUCGGCGAAAAUACAUCUUCACCCACUGGGUCCGUACGCCUCAGGCAUCCACCGACCUUAUAUCCAUGCAUCUUCCACCCAUGCAUUCAUCUAUCCACCCAAUAAUAUAAACUGGCCAUCCUUACUCUCUUUACCUUUUAGAUCUCCAGAAAUGUCCUCAGUCAUCCGUCCAACUUUAUCUGCUACAAGGAACUCUUUAUCAAAGUCGUCUCUUCGUCCCGGCGACCUUCUUCAAGGCGCCCAUUGGGACUACCGCGUCAUCGACGCUGUCAAAGGAGAUAACACGCACACAUCCACCGUCUUCAAGGCCAAGGUCAUUCCACACAAGGAUGGCGCAAAUACCCCCCUAUGGGCUAUAAUCAAAGCAGCUCCACCUGGCAAUGCAACUGCCAGGGAGAACCUGGACUGUGAACGUUCUACUUAUCACCUUCCUGGUGUCGCCUCGGCCGUGUGCUUCCGGAAAAUGUACGAUGCCAUGAUUGACGACGGCAGUGAUGGCAGUGUAACGUAUAUCGCUUUGGAAUGGCUGGACACCACUCUUGCAGAGGUGAAAUACCAGCCUGACAUUCUCACCUACGCCCUCAUCAAGACGGUCCUAGAGGCAACGUUAACCAGUUGCGUCGUUCUGGAGGACCAAAAAUGUGUGAAUACAGACUAUAAACCUGCCAAUAUCCUGCUUUCUGACGUCGCGAAUGGCCGUGUCACUGCCAAAGUGGGAGACUUGGGACUCGUAUUUCCGGCUGGUCAUCGUCUCAACGCGCAGCCAUACGCCAUGCGCGCUCCUGAAGUUUUCCUAGGCCAGCCGUGCACUGCGCCAUCGCAGGUCUGGGCAGUUGCCGCGAUGCUGCUUUGCUGGAUCAAUCCUGGUGUCUUGGGCGCGUGGGACAGCCCUCAUCCUCUCAUCAAUGAGGCUUGGUGUAUGGCAAAGAUCAAGCGGCUCUUCCCCGAGUGGAAUAUUCCAACUCCUAACGAAGUCGAGAGAAUUACCCUUAAAAAUGCCGUCCAAUCUGCCAGACGUAUCACUGAAGAGGAGCCAGUCAUGCAAGCGAUAUUGCCAUUCGAGAAGGAGCCGCAAAAGGUGAAGAUACCGGAGCAGCUGAGGGAACUUCUUCGUCUCAUGUUGGUGGUCAAUCCGAGCGAAAGGCCCUCCGCAUCAUAUGUGCUGGCAUCGAGGGAGUUCAAGAAUUUGAUGCUAUGGAAUACUCCCCAACCGCAGCAAUAAGGAGAUCAAGCGGAAAGGGAAACACGCAAGGAAGAAAUCAUUUUAUCCACCUGGGCCGGCAGUUGCGGGAAAACGAUUGGUAUGAGUAUAGAAAGCCAAUCAUUAGAGUUAGCAUAUGGUCCCAGAUGCUGCUUUAUGUCUUCUCCUCCGUGAGACUAUGCGAGUACCUUGAGGGGAUUUCUC
Messenger RNA from Paecilomyces variotii, 1426 nucleotides. Its product is annotated as kinase-like domain-containing protein. Gene Ontology annotation, biological process: intracellular signal transduction; protein phosphorylation. The transcript has 4 exons. NCBI's taxonomy places the organism in Eukaryota, Fungi, Ascomycota, Eurotiomycetes, Eurotiales, Thermoascaceae. Gene Ontology annotation, cellular component: cytoplasm; nucleus. The record is from RefSeq and is a predicted model, not a curated record. Gene Ontology annotation, molecular function: protein serine/threonine kinase activity; ATP binding. The coding region runs from base 173 to 1243 and encodes 356 amino acids.